UGGUAAAAGUUUUUAAGACUACUUAAUUUUUUUAAUAUGAAAAAGGUUGAAAAGUAAAUUCAAGGAAAUGUAUAUGAAAUCAAGAGGGUGCAAUUAACCGAAAUUAAAAGGUGGACAGGAAACGACCAACCUGAUAAAGGGCGCUACAAAAUUGAUAUGCUCACACUGUGCGCCAUGCCUUCCAACAAGCGAGUGGUCGUGGCAAUUUUAGUUCUCACGACAUUUAUUUUGAGUGCUUACAAAUUUAAAGAAUGGAACCAGCGACCGCAGACUCUUUUGGCUUACACAAUGGACCAAUUUAGCGGACUGGCUGAGAACGACCCUGUUUUGCUCGAUUACACUAGAAAUCUUUUGAUCGAACCGGCAGACCGGAAUUCUCCUUACGCCCUUUUCAACCCUAAUGCCACCGAUUAUACAAAUAUGAACUCGUCUUUAAUAGCUUACUCGCUUUUGAAAAACAGGAACAACGGAUUUUUUGUUGAUUGUGGGGCUUUCGAUGGAGAGUCUUUGUCCAGCUCGCUGCCGCUGGAGAAAUUGUUUAACUGGAAGGGUUUGCUGGUCGACGCCGGUCCUAGACAAAUUCAACGACUUUUGCUCAAAGGCAGAAAGGCGUGGAUUGCGCCGACUUGCAUGAGCAAGAACAAAACGUCCAUGAAGGUCACUUUUGUGGACAGUGGGCUGCAGAGCAAAAUCGUGGAAAGUGGCACAAAACAGAACGAAUACACUUUUAACGUGGAGGCUCUUUGUAUUCCAUUUCACACUUUCAUGAACGUCCUCGGAAUAACAAAAGUGGACUUUUUUAAUCUGGACGUUGAGGGAAACGAGCUUGAUAUUUUGAGAACUAUUGACUUUGAUCGAGUGUCCGUUGAUUUAAUGGUCAUUGAACAUUACAACAGUCCUGUUGCGGUUCACACUGAAAUAAUUGCCCAUAUGGAGAGAAAUGGUUUCAAAAUGCACCACAAGGAUACCUACGACUUCUGGUUUAUUCACAAAAGGGUUUAAGUUGUGAACUUAUUUCUAGUUAUCAUUGGUACUCAUGUUUAUUUUUACAUUUUUAAAACGGUCUGAAUACUUUGGAAAUUUUAAA
Neocloeon triangulifer is the source of this 1087-nucleotide messenger RNA. Its product is annotated as protein Star-like. Gene Ontology annotation, molecular function: S-adenosylmethionine-dependent methyltransferase activity. The transcript has 5 exons. The record is from RefSeq and is a predicted model, not a curated record. Bases 157 to 1002 code for a protein of 281 amino acids. Lineage: Eukaryota; Metazoa; Arthropoda; Insecta; Ephemeroptera; Baetidae.